GCUGGCUGGCGGUGCUGAAGAUGGCGGAUGGUGACAGUGGGAGCGAGCGCGGCGGUGGCAGCAGCGGAGGAGGAGGAGGAGGAGGUGGAGGUGGAGGUGGAGGAGGUGGUGGAAGCGGGUUCCAGCACUCCCAGAGAGAGCAGGAGACCCAGGAGCUGGCGUCCAAGCGACUGGAUAUCCAGAACAAGCGCUUCUACCUGGACGUCAAGCAAAACAACAAGGGCAGGUUCAUCAAAAUCGCCGAGGUCGGGGCCGGGGGCUCCAAAAGUCGCCUGACCCUGUCCAUGUCAGUUGCGGCGGAGUUUCGUGACUACCUGGGGGAUUUUAUAGAGCACUACGCCCAACUGGGGCCUAGCAGCCCGGAGCAGAUCGCCCAGUCCUCGGUCGGAGAGGACGGCGGGCCCAGGCGAGCCCUGAAGAGCGAGUUCUUGGUCCGUGAGAACCGUAAAUACUACCUCGAUCUGAAGGAGAACCAGCGGGGGAGGUUCCUGCGGAUCCGACAGACCGUAAACCGAGGGCCCGGGUUCGGAGUAGGGGGGCCUGGAGGAGCCAUGCAGGCCGGGCAGACCAUAGCCCUUCCGGCCCAAGGCUUAAUAGAGUUUAGAGACGCCCUUGCCAAGCAUAUAGAUGAUUACGGUGGAGACGACGAAGAGUUGGCGGGUGGAACCGCAGCUGGGGCCUAUGGGGAGCUUCCCGAGGGCACAUCCAUCAUGGUGGACUCUAAACGGUUCUUUUUCGACGUCGGGUCCAACAAAUACGGCGUGUUCCUGCGAGUGAGCGAGGUCAAACCGAGCUACAGGAACUCUAUCACCAUCCCGUUCAAAGCGUGGGGGAAGUUCGGAGGAGCUUUCAGCCGCUAUGCGGAGGAGAUGAAAGAGAUCCAGGAGCGACAGCGGGAUAAAAUUUACGAGAGGAGAGAGGAGUCGGAGGGAGAGGAGGUGGAUGACGACUGAGUAGUUUAAACUGCUUAUAUAGUUCAGUUCACACAGUAAGAUCAGCAAUAGAUAUGUGGCAGAAAUGACAGAUUUAAGUGCAUGAAGAAUCGAACUUUAAUACUAGAAAAUAUCGUGGCGUUAAAAAGUAAAUUUGACACGAACUAUUGAUGUAUUUACCACCUGGAGUUUGUUUUAUGAGGUUAUAUGGGGUGUGAAGUAAAACAAAAAGUUAAAGUUAUGGGACUAGUAUAGUAGUGUGUAAAUGAGACUUUUCUCAUGGAUUUAAAAAGAUUGCAAUUGUGUUUUGUAGAAAAAGAAAUAUACCUAAAACCAGCAACGUGGUUUUCAUAACAAUUUAAGAAGCCAAUGACAUCUUUAUAAUACAUGUUUCCUUUCAAAUAUAGAUAUAUAUUUAAAAGAGUAAGGAGUGUACCUUGACCCCAUUGAUUUAGCUAUUUCCAUUUCUCUGUGUAAGGAGAUAACCAGCAUCCAUUGUAUUCCCAUUCUAGGUCUCCUAUGUGGGCAGUGUGUGUGGGAUCCUUACAAGUUAGUGAAAGUAGUAGGAAGGAAUGUAUAGAAUGCUGCCUGCUGUCAUUUCGUGGAGGUUUAUAUUUAGUUUGUUAACCGAUAGAGAUAGCUAUAUAACACAGGCAGGCCCCUUAACAGAUGAUUAUGAUGAGAAACGUUAGAGAGAACUAUAUCUGCAGGCCUAUCUAAAGGCCUCAGAGACUAAAUUGGAGCUGUGUGCUAAUGUAGUUAGCUCACAGUAUCACGUCACUCUCCAAGCAAAUAGACCUAAACACGGAGUGAUUUUAAAAAGAAUACAUAAAUGCCAGGCAAUAUUUACAAAGUCUGUUUCCUCUGACUUAAUGGGUUUGAAAGUAAUCUGUAAGUCUCCGUAAGAGUGGAGCAGUGUGUCUCCUCAGUCCUCACGCAAUGUGACCUGGUGUCGAUAGAUUGACAGGCCUGUUAACCAAUCGGCAACCAGGAAGGACAGUAUCUUCCUGCUGUAUGAGUCCCAUGGGAGCCUGCCCUCUCAGUGUUGACACACGGAUGGGACCCCCACUUACACACACACACACACACACACACACACACACACACACACACACACACACACACACACACACACACACACACACACACACACACACACACACACACACACACACACACUGCGGGAGCCUUGUGAGCAGGCCAAUGCAAGUGAUCACUGGGUGAAACCCAGAGCUACUACUACUACUGUCACCCAGCCAGCCAGGCUGUGUGGGGCAUCAAUGAUAACAUACCACCAGUUCCUCUGCUCAGGCCCAGCCAGGAGAGACCACACACACUCUGUGUCUCAGAGCCCAGGCCUCAGCACCGCCACACCACUAACAUCACACUACGCCACUGGACAGUAACGUAUGGGUGGAUGGUUUCCUUUUUAUUUCGAAAGAGAACUAUAUUGAAAGAAUAUUAUACGUAUAAAAGAGAAGAUACUGAACAAACCAGCAUACAAUAUUUUUUAAAUACCUUAAAAAGAAAAGGAAAAUGUAUAUGAAUUAUAUAGCCUAAGUAUUUCAUGAAACAUAGCUGGGAUGUGACUAAAUAGUCCAUGAUGUUGUUUUCUUUUAGCUUUUUCUUUAUUUUCACUUUCAUUUUCUUUUGUUGGGUUUCUCCCAGAGAGUGAAAGAAAUAACACUUCUGUGAUUAAAAAGAAUAUAAAUGCAA
Molecule: messenger RNA, 2648 nt
Organism: Oncorhynchus gorbuscha (pink salmon)
Lineage: Eukaryota; Metazoa; Chordata; Actinopteri; Salmoniformes; Salmonidae
Gene: purbb
Product: purine-rich element binding protein Bb
Exons: 1
Coding region: 21-953 (310 amino acids)
Biological process (GO): regulation of transcription by RNA polymerase II
Cellular component (GO): nucleus
Molecular function (GO): DNA-binding transcription factor activity, RNA polymerase II-specific; RNA polymerase II transcription regulatory region sequence-specific DNA binding; purine-rich negative regulatory element binding
Source: RefSeq, a predicted model, not a curated record